Bipolaris sorokiniana ND90Pr is the source of this 537-nucleotide messenger RNA. RefSeq lists its product as uncharacterized. The transcript is spliced from 2 exons. The record is from RefSeq and is a predicted model, not a curated record. The coding region runs from base 1 to 537 and encodes 178 amino acids. NCBI's taxonomy places the organism in Eukaryota, Fungi, Ascomycota, Dothideomycetes, Pleosporales, Pleosporaceae.
AUGGCUCAAUGGGCUAUAUUUCGUGCUGUUUGUCUUUUAGUUACUGUGGCUGCCUUUGUGGCUGCAAAUCCCGUGUUAAUGAUGCGUGAGACACCCAAAUACUCGAUACAAAUCCUUUAUGGCAAAGGCUUUCCACACGAAGACCCAAACGAUCCGAAAGAAAUAGCAUACCGGUAUGUAUGGUCUGUAUGGGCUGGUCCACAAGGCGUUGCAGUAGACCCCUGCAACCCGGGACCAUUCUCGUUCAUUCGCACGACAGACGCAGAGGGAUAUGCCAAAGAUCGUAAAAAGAUUCUGUAUCACGAAAUUACAGACCCACAAUACCCAAAUGAAGCGUCCUGGUCGGGGGUAUACCCUAAGUACAGCGACCAGAAUGGUGAUCAUGAUUGCAUAGUUAAGGGCAGAGGCGAAAAGGGUCCUGCAGUACUUGAGUGUGGCAAGACUAAGAUUGAGUUUCAUAAGGAUGUGCAGUUUAAUGACGAAACUAUGCAUUGUAGCCAAUACGAAUAUCACAGGGCAUGGACUGUAGAGUACUAG